AAGAGUAUUUUAUGGGGAAGUAAACCAAACGCCCUUGAGAAGUUCUGCAAGGCAUGCGAUGCUCAUCCUCAACUGUUCCAGCUUGCAAAAAUGUUGAAUGAUUAUUUCCUGUGUUCAUAUUUUAUUUUAUGUUUUUUAUAUAUAUGCUGGUGGCAUAUAAGACAUUCCAUAGCAUGAACUUCUUCAAUCCUCCCCAUUGACACUUUAAAACCAGUGAACAGUUAAAGAAACAAAACUCAGCAAUGCUCUAAAUCUUAUCCAUUCCUCUUUUUUCCAGAUUUCUUCUCUCUUUCCUCUUCGAAUUCCCUCCAAUGGGCAGCACUGAAGAAGACCUCAGCAAACUCAAUUCCCAUCACGAUCCCGCUUCCCCAACACAGCCCCUCCUUUCCAACCCCACCUCUUCUUCCCCUAUUGAAGAACCCACUUCAAUCGUCCCCCAAGAUCCCGACUCGACCCAGUUCCUCCAGAUCUCCUACAAUUAUGGUCCUAGACCCUUCAAGGACCUUCCUUUCCUCAUCCUCUUUGCUUUCUUGGUCCUCUGCACGUUUGGGUUUGGUAUUUUCUCCAUCUUCAAUCGAAACACCAAGUAUGGUGACGUUUCCAGUUAUACAUAUAAUUCUAGUUCUAGUUCUUGUGUUGAAAGCUCGAGUUUUUCCUUAUCGGGUCCCAAUUUGGAUUUUGGGUUUGUGCUGUUUUCUUCAUCGAGUUCUGGUUUUUUCAAGGUUUUGAUAUGGACCCUUGUGAUAACUUUGAUUUUAACCGCGCCGAUUUGUUUUCUUUUGCUUUUGUUGCUAAAACACUACACAAAACAGAUUGUGUACGUCUCUCUUCCGUUUUUCGUUAUCAUGCCGAUAUUCUUAGAUGUGUAUUGGUUCGUUGCAUGCACCGUCAGCUCUUCGUGUAGCGAUGCUUUUCCCCUGGUUUAUAGGAUUCUGGUGCUUGUGUUUGUGUUGUUAGUUGUUGGGGUGAUUAUUUGGAUUUUCAUAGCCAAUUGGCAACGUAUUGAGUUGACUGUGCAUAUUAUUGGGGUAGCAUCUGAUGCGCUUUCAAGGAAUUUGGUGUUGUUUUUGGUGUUACCCUUGUUGACAAUUGGCUUGCUGCUUUACUAUGCGCCCAUCGUGGUGUUCUUAGUGUUUGCAAGGUUGAAUGGAAAAAUUGUGGCACGAGAAUCAGAUGGAGAGUACACAUGUGUCUGGAAACAAGAUAGUUGGGUGCCAGCAUAUUAUACCUUAGCAAUUUUGACAAUGUUGUGGUCUUUAACUGCAAUGGUAGAAGCACAGGUAUAUCUGAUCAGUGGAACCAUUGCGCAGUGGUAUUUCUGCAAGGAUGAUUCUGCUCCUAAGCGGAGCAUACGAAGUUCCUUGAGAAAUGCCUUUGGCCCUUCCUCUGGCACAGUCUGCCUAUCAGGGCUACUUAUUUGUGUUGUUCGAGUAGUACGUGCUGCUGUUGAUAGUGCAAGACAAGAAGCUCCUGGAAUAGUGAAUCUUGUACUACGGUGUUGUGUUAAUGCAUUUCUGUCAGCAAUAGAUUUUCUUAACAAGUUCACCAUCAACUUUGCAGCAAUAACUGGUGAAGCUUAUUGCGCAUCUGCAAGGAUGACAUAUGAGCUUCUGAGGCGUAACCUCCUCUCUGCUGUUUUUGUGGAGACUGUAUCCACUCGGUUGUUAGGUGGAAUUGUUUUUGUCCUCUCAGCAGUAUAUGCAAUUGUGGUCUGGGCUAUUGUAAAGAGCGUGAGCAGUCUCGGGGUCGAUUCAUACCUUGUAGCUGUUUUUGCUUGGUUGCUGCUGAUCGUGGUGCUAGCUUUCUUCGUCCAUGUAUUAGACAAUGUGAUUGACACUGUUUAUAUUUGCUAUGCAAUAGACAGGGACAAAGGAGAUGUCCAUAAGCAAGACGUUCACGAGGUCUAUGUUCAUUUACCUAUCAGUAGGAGUCUCAGAUCAUCCUUCUCUUCAAGAACUCUUAGUGUAUAAAUAAAUAUCCAUUUCAUUCUAAUGUAUCUGUUUGCCACUCCAUCAUUUUGUUCUCUGUGUGAAGUUGUAACUGCCUGUUAUUAGAUUCUGCAUACCCUUGAUUUCAUUGUACAAUUUUGAAUAAAGAAUUGAUUUUUUUUAGGCAAUGCUCAGUUACCCUUCACCACCCUUUCAGGCAACAGCAUAAAUAACUUCUUUACUG
This is a messenger RNA of Rubroshorea leprosula, 2172 nucleotides long. NCBI's taxonomy places the organism in Eukaryota, Viridiplantae, Streptophyta, Magnoliopsida, Malvales, Dipterocarpaceae. The record is from the annotation of a GenBank genome assembly.